Messenger RNA from Colletotrichum truncatum, 2034 nucleotides. RefSeq names its product threonine synthase. The record is from RefSeq and is a predicted model, not a curated record. Lineage: Eukaryota; Fungi; Ascomycota; Sordariomycetes; Glomerellales; Glomerellaceae. Gene Ontology annotation, molecular function: DNA binding.
AUGGCUUCUACCCGAAUCAUCGCAGAUUCGGAUGAUUCCGACGAUGACUUUGACCUAGGGGACAGUCCCCCAAAACAUCCAACAUCCAAGUUGCCCACCGAAAGCCGGUCAUUUGAUCCAGCGAGUGCCGCAACAAGCUCUACGGACCUCCAAGUCUUCCAAGAGAUUUACAACGAGCAACGACGUGUGGCCACAAGUGAAGGCUUGCCACACCCCGAUUCCUCUUUAGAACCGAAUAAUUCAGGUCCUAACUCUGGGUCUCUAGGCGUGUUAACUCAGACCAAGCAAGACAUCGUUAAUAUUUCAUCGCUGACAUCCGUCACCGAUCCUACUAUGGGACCGAAUCUUGCGAAGAAGCCCAGAAAGCUGGAGACCGUAGACUUGACGCAGGUCACAACGCCGGGAAGGAGUACCAACAACACGCCGAAGGAUAUGUGGGAGGUUCCCAGCAGCCCCAUAGAGCAGGAGGCUGCGGCUGUUGGGAUUAUGGCAAAAAACAAAACACCCAGCAGCAGCAAGAGAAAGCGAGGAAACAAUGUUGAGUUCACGUCACCGUUGGCGACUGCGAUGCCGUCACAGGGUUCGACGCAGCCUUUCGACACUACGCCGGCGGGUAGAGGGAACUUUGCCUUGAUGGAAAUGGCCAAAAAACAGAAACUUGAUAUACUAGUAUCAUCUGCACCGGCGGAGGACGAUGUCGAUAUGAUCAUUCCUCGGGAAAAUAGUUCGGUAAUAAUGGACGCACCGGUCUCGGGACAAAAGCCAGUGUCUUUGUACAUUGAGCCUCGAAGUUUAAGUGCUAGCCAGCAGCGGCAGUAUGAAUAUUAUUCGGUCAAUCCGUCUCCAGACGAUCUGAGGCCAGAACCUUCUCGUCAUUUCACGACCCAACAGAUGACAACCCGUUCUAGCGGCGCUACGACGAUAGCCUACUCUACGCCAAGCCAGACACGAGUGCGGGGUGGGCUUCAGGAUUCGUUCUCUAACAGCAUUGAUUCGGAACGUAACUCCCAGCAAGACCAAGAAAUACCUGAAGAGGUCGUGCCAUUCAAGGUAACAGCUGAGCUGCAAUCAUCGCCAGACAUUAUAUCUGCAGCUCCGGUGCGCAGGCAGAAGAGCAAGGCUCAAAACUCAUGUCCUCGGGUAUCAGAAUCACAGACCACAGAGAAGUGGCCAUCGGACAGUGAUGGAUUUCACGGCGAAGAAUUGUACAAGCCCCGCUCUAGCCGACGUCGAGGUAGCGAUACGAGUCGGCAAAGUGAUGCUCAGAAUGCAACAUGCACCGAGGCACCUGUGGCUGAUAUGAGACCAUUUACGCAAGGGACCGUGGAGGAAGUUGCGCCAAUUAAUCCUACACAGGCGAAGAAAAGAGGACGUCCUAGGAAAUCAGAUGCUGCGGUAACUGCUGGGCCCACUGACAGCAGCUUGGCAUGGCCACGGGACGACGUUGGGGAUAAAUUUGCCGAAAAUCCGGCUGCAGCGGACUCCAGUACAGCGGUUACACAGCAAACCAAGAAGAAGAGAGGGCGGCCAAGAAAAACUGACAAGAUGUUGACGGAUAGCGUGCAGCAGGCAUCCGAGGAGCAACAUGCAGUCACAGAACCCGCCGACCAGGCCAAGGAAAAUCUCGCAUCGAUGGAUUCAGAACAUGCAUGUGAUGAACGACCGCCGGAGCAGGCUGAACAUGCCACCAAGGCCAAAAAUAGAGACAGAGAGAAAAAGUCGAGAUGCACAGAUGAGAUGGAUGAAGCAAGGGCUUUGCAGGCAACGACGCAUGACAACGGGGUUGUGAGGGCCGGAUCCGACGGGCCGGAUCCGCAAAAGACAGCGACGGAAGGGAAUGUGGCGGCGACAGCAGCAAGUAUCACGACAGGCAAGAAGGACGAAGAGGAAAAGGAGUUGGUCGGCAAAGGUAAAGCUGAUGGGAAGCAGGGAGGACGGAUAGGUGCAUCGUGUCAAGUGGUAAAACCUCUUUAUCGGGUGGGGCUCAGCAAGAAGUCGAAGAUCGCGCCACUGCUCAAAAUUGUGCGAAAGUGA